Messenger RNA from Dreissena polymorpha, 1074 nucleotides. Its product is annotated as trafficking regulator of GLUT4 1-like. The coding region runs from base 164 to 586 and encodes 140 amino acids. The record is from RefSeq and is a predicted model, not a curated record. The transcript has 4 exons. Lineage: Eukaryota; Metazoa; Mollusca; Bivalvia; Myida; Dreissenidae. Gene Ontology annotation, cellular component: membrane.
UUGCCGCCAGUAGCGAGUGUCGUGUUCAUUGUGCGUUUAUCUGUGAGCUAAUUGCGUUAACAAGAAUGUAUGUCAUCUUAAAACAAAACGGUGUUUAAGUGGAACCGGUUGUUGAACAUUGUUAGUUUGCGCAUUUCGUACCAUUUGAAAUUUCUCGUGCACGAUGGCAGAGGCGAAAGGCGUAUCCCCAGCAUACGAGACGGUUCCCCCGCAGAGUCUGGAAGGAUACGGCUAUGACCAAGGAUAUAAUCCAAACUGUGCCCCUGCUGGAAGAGUAAAUCAAUCUUCAAGUCCGGUUUUGGUCAUAAACCAGCCGACGCAGAACAUGGUGUGCGUGGUGCAGGAAAGGCCGCCGGAUUACACUUGUUUGGCAAUCUUUUCUUGCCUCUGCUGUUUCUGGCCAUUAGGUCUUGUGGCCAUCAUCCUAGCGAUACAGGCGACAUCUCUGUCCGACACUGGUCACUACGAUGCUGCCAAAAGGUUGUCGAAUACCACACUGGGAUUCAUCAUUACUAGCAUCAUCAUUGGAAUCGCGUGUAUCGUAGUUUUCGCCGUUAUCUACACAGGAGCCCAUCGAAGCUAUUAAUCAUUCCAGUAAUGACAAUGUAUGCGAACUUAAAUGUAGAAAGAUUAAGAUUUUGAGUAGUGAAUUUUUCUGCAACUCGUUAGGUUAUUUGCCUUCCAAAUAUCAAAGAGAAUAUCAAUUUCAGUUCUUAUGUCAAAAUAUUAUUAUUUAAUCAUUGUUUCGCACUAUUUUGGAUAAUUAUAUUUAUGUUUCUUCAUGUAAACAUAAUUGUUUACACAGGCUUAUUAAUGAAUACAGACAGGUACUUUACUUGCCUAAUAUGCGAUCAUACAAAAAAUAUACCAUAUGAAUCUUGUUACGAAAGAAACUCUAUCUGCUUUUACACUUUAACACGAUGCAUAGAAUUGAUAGCUACCAAUAUGCAUAACACUAUGUUGGAAAUGGUUAUCUUAUGGCCAUCAAUGCCUUUUUUAUUAGCUAAGAGUUUGGCUGAAAUGUAAGGCUGGCAUUUUAAUAAUAUGCACCUUAAUAAAACGAUAGUACCGAUC